Messenger RNA from Malus domestica (apple), 3425 nucleotides. The record is from RefSeq and is a predicted model, not a curated record. Lineage: Eukaryota; Viridiplantae; Streptophyta; Magnoliopsida; Rosales; Rosaceae.
UAAUUUACAAAUUUAACCUUUUUUAUAUUACUCAUAUGAAGAUUGCCAUGAAACUCCCUUUAAGUGCUCAACGACACAGCCUCUCUCACUUUCCUUUUCCUUCUUCCUCUUUCCUGCCCUUUCUCUCUUUUCCACGUAGACCUCUCUCUCCUCCCUCACGGACUCUCUCCCGCUCUCACUGCAGUGCCAUAGCGGUGGAUACCGCCAUGACAGCCGACAUAGCCUCCUCUUCGUCAUCCUCCAAGUCAAAACUUUGGAAUUACGACGUGUUCUUGAGCUUCAGAGGCGAAGACACGCGCAAGGGCUUCACAAGCCACCUCCACGCGGCAUUGAAAGACGAGGGGUACCAGGCUUAUAUGGAUGAUGACGAUCUAAAAAGAGGGGAAGAAAUAAAAGAGGAAUUGUUCCGGGCAAUCGAAGAGUCGAGGAUCUCCAUCAUUGUGUUCUCAAAGAGGUAUGCGGAUUCAAGUUGGUGUCUUGACGAGCUGGUGAAGAUCAUGGAGUGCAGGUACAAACUGGGGCGACAUGUUUUGCCAAUAUUCUAUCAUGUUGAUCCUUCACAAGUCAGGAAGCAGAACGGAGUUUUCGCCCAAGCAUUUCAAAACCACAAAAUGGACAUCCGCAAAGAAAAAGAUGACAAGGAACGCGAAGCCAAGAAAGAAAGGGUAAAGCAGUGGAGAAAGGCUCUUACAGAAGCUGCAAAUUUGUCUGGCCACCAUCUUCAAAUCACUAAUAAUGGGCGUGAAGAGGAGUUCAUUAGAAAAAUUGUUGACGAGAAUAUUCUGGAAUGGCUUACCAGCACAAACAAAUUACAUGUGGCCAAGCACCAAGUUGGAAUCGAUUCUCGCAUUCAAGAUGUUAUCACUUAUCUUUUAAGUGGUGGAUCAAAUGAUGUUGUCAUGGUUGGAAUUUGGGGGAUGGGUGGAUUGGGUAAAACAACAGUUGCCAAAGCCAUUUUUAACCAAAUUCAUCCUAUGUUCCAAUUCAAGAGUUUCCUUGCCGACGUUAGCAACACUGCAAUUAAACAGGGUCUGGUUUAUUUGCAAGAAACACUAGUUUCUGACAUCUUGAAACAGACCAAGUCUCAAAUGAUUCGUAGUGUUGAUAGUGGUAUCAGUCUGAUUAAACAACGAUUUCGACAUAGAAGGGUACUUGUCAUCAUAGACAACAUAGAUGAAGUGGAACAAUUGGAUGCAAUAGCUGGAAAUCACAAUUGGUUUGGUCCAGGAAGUAGAAUUAUCAUAACGACACGAGAUAAACAUUUACUAAAACAAGUGGACAAAGUAUAUCCGGCUCAAAAAUUGAAUGAAGGAGAAGCUCAUGAGCUCUUUAGUUGGCAUGCAUUUGGAAACAGUUGGCCUAAAGAAGGAUAUCUAGAACUCUCAAAAAAGUUUGUAUCUUACUGUGGAGGUUUGCCACUAGCCCUUAAAGUUUUAGGUUCAUAUUUGUUUAAAAGAACCAUAGCAGAAUGGAAAAGUCAAUUGGAGAAAUUGGAGAGAACUCCUGAAGGAAAAAUAAUGAAACCGUUACGAAUAAGUUUUGAAGGGCUAGAUGAUACACAGAAGGCUAUAUUCCUUGACAUAUCUUGUUUCUUUAUUGGAAAGAACAAGGACUAUGUCGCAGAAGUAUUAGAUGGAUGUGAGUAUUUUGCAAUAAUAGGGAUCAGUAUCCUCCUUGACCGAUGCCUUGUAACUAUUGAACGCAACAUGUUGAAUAUGCAUGAUUUGCUUCGAGAAAUGGCUAGAGUAAUCAUUUCUGAAAAAUCUCCUGGUCACCCUGGAAAUUGGAGUAGAUUGUGGAAUCGUCGAGAGGUCAUCGAUGUAUUGAGAAAUAAAUCUGGAACUGAAGAAGUUGAAGGCCUUGCUCUAACAGAAUCUAUUUGUCUCAGUACAGUAGCAUUUGCUAACAUGAAGAAACUAAAAUUUCUUAAGCUCAGCUACGUAAAGCUCAUGGGAGAAUACAAACAUCUUCCCAAAGAGUUAAUAUGGUUGUGCUGGCGUGGAUUCUCUUUAAAGUCUAUACCGGAUGACUUUUUUGAUCAACCAAGACUAGUUGUUUUAGACAUGCAAUCAAGCAAACUGGUAAAAGUUUGGGAGGGUUCCAAGUCGCUCCAAAAGUUGAAAAUCAUUAAUCUCACUUAUUCCAUUUACUUAAAAAAAUUACCAGACUUUUCACAAGUCCCAAAUCUUGAAGAGUUGAUAUUGGUCCGUUGUGAGAGUUUGUCCGAGAUUCACCCCUCCAUUGGUCAUCUUAAAAGACUUUCUUUGGUAGAUCUUACAUGUUGCAGAAUGCUUACUUCUCUUCCAAGGGAAUUCUAUAAGUCGAAAUCUGUUGAGACUCUUCUUCUUGGAUAUUGUUCAAAUUUCAGAGAACUACAUGAGGAUUUAGGGGAGAUGUUUUCAUUGAGAAUACUUGAAGCAGUGCAUACAACCAUAAGACAAGUACCACCUUCCAUACUAAGAUUGAAGAAUCUCACUCAUUUAUCCCUACAACGUGUGAAAUUAGCUGAUGAUGAAAUCCCUAAGGAUCUUGGGAGUUUAAUUUCUUUACAAUAUUUGGAUCUUGGAGAGAAUUAUUUUCAUACCUUACCCAGUCUCAGAGGUCUUUCAAAGCUUGAAACAUUGAGUUUAACUGGAUGCACAAAUCUUCAUACAAUAUCUGACUUACCAACAAGUUUGAAAUUUCUGUGUGCGUUUAAUUGCCCUGCAUUGGAAACAAUGCCCAACUUUUCGGAAAUGUCAAAUAUGAGAAAACUGGAAGUAAGUGAUUCACCCAACAAUCUCACAACUGAUUUUAGGAAGAACAUCCUGCAGGGAUGGACUUCUUGCGGAUUUGGUGGCAUUUUCCUCCAUGGGAAUUAUGUUCCUGAUUGGUUUGAGUUUGUCAAUGAGGGCACUAAAGUCAGUUUUGAUAUUCCCCCGAGUGGUGAUCGUAGUUUUGAAGGGCUAAGUCUGUUCUGUUUGUACCACUCAUAUGAAAGAAGUCUUUUACCUCCUCCUCUUGCCAUUACUGUUAUAAAUAAUACCAAGUGUACUGAAUUACGGGCCAACAUAGUCAGAGAAGAACGAAAUAGAAUAUACUACAAACCUGAAUCCUAUCAUAUCUGGCAGGGUCAAUUAUCGAAAGAUAAGGUCAAUUUGCAAGACGGGGAUAAAGUUAAUAUAAUUUUUGAAGACUCCUUUGCAAGUUCGCAUCCUGAUUAUUAUAUGACAAUGAAGAGAACAGGGGUUAAUCUAGUAUGGGACAAACCUAUGAAGGAAAAUAUGCAUAAUUUGGACAAAGCUGGUUAUGUUUUUGACUCGCAUCCAGCUCGGUUCUAUGAUGAGGGAGGACCAAGCCAUGACACAUUUGAUAAUAAUCAUCAUCCCAGUAAUCAAAUGAGAAAUACUACAGAUGACAGAAAUGGGAAAAGGCAGAAUUUUUGA